Molecule: messenger RNA, 2916 nt
Organism: Branchiostoma belcheri (Belcher's lancelet)
Lineage: Eukaryota; Metazoa; Chordata; Leptocardii; Amphioxiformes; Branchiostomatidae
Exons: 7
Coding region: 94-2547 (817 amino acids)
Biological process (GO): regulation of canonical NF-kappaB signal transduction; tumor necrosis factor-mediated signaling pathway; protein K63-linked ubiquitination
Cellular component (GO): plasma membrane signaling receptor complex
Molecular function (GO): zinc ion binding; ubiquitin-protein transferase activity
Source: RefSeq, a predicted model, not a curated record
UUGAGAUGCGGUGUUGGUGACCCAGGGGUCAAAGAUUCCGCGCCAUUUUGGAUUUUCGAAAGAGAGAAGUAGUAGUGCAGUGAGCAUCCAGCCAUGGGCAAGUUUGAACUGGAGAUGUUCGACCCUCCCCCUGACCAAGAGUUCAUCUGUAGCAUUUGCAGGUGUGUGAUGGAAGAUCCCCAGGAGUGUCCUUGUGGCCACGUCUUCUGUAAAGACUGCAUCCAGCGGUGGCUACGGUCUCACAGCACUUGUCCCAACUGUCGCAAACAGUGCCAGCAAGUCAAGCCUGUGUUACCCAUGGUCCGUAAUCUCAUCAGCCACCUGACUAUACGGUGUGAGAACCAUCAGGCAGGAUGUGACAAGAAGGUUCAACUUGAAUACUAUGACAGCCAUAAGGAGGUCUGUGACUAUGCGUCGGUGCCUUGUCCUAAUGAAGGAUGUGACUUGCACAUUCUGAGGAUAAACAUGGAUGCACACAACGGUGUGUGUGACUACCACCGGGACACCUGUCUGAAGGGAUGUGGCAUCUCCAUCCUCAGGAAGGAACAGGCUGGACACAGCUGUGUCCUGGAGUUAAAGAAAAGACUGGAAGAACAAGAACAGGAGAAACGUUCUCUCAAAGAGAAAAAUGAGGAAUUGCAAGCAAAGGUAGACAAUCUAAAGUUCUUGUGCUGGAGAAGCAGGAACUACUUGAAGAAGAACAUCCAUGCCAAGGCACCAAGAAUCCUUCAGAAUCUGUGUGUAGACUUGGAGAAUGCCACAGGAUUGGCUCCAGACAACACUGAGGGCCAUAGGGACACAGCCAUUCCUCAUACUGAAGCAGGAGUAUUGGUAUUUGAGUCUGGAUCAUCAGAAUAUGAAAGUAGUCCACCACGUCCCCUUGACUCCUCCCCAUCUGAAUAUCAAAGUAGCCCAAUACGUCCCCUCAUCAGAUCUCCUGUACAUCAAAGUAGUCCACCACAUGCACGUCCCCUUGACUCCUCCCCUUCUGAAUAUCAAAGUAGCCCAAUACGUCCCCUCAUCAGAUCUCCUGUACAUCAAAGUAGUCCACCACGUGUACGCCCCCUUGACUCCUCCCCUUCUGAAUAUCAAAGUAGCCCACCACGUCCCCUUGACUCCUCCCCUUCUGAAUAUCAGAGUAGCCCACUACGUCCCCUUGACUCAGAUGAAGAGGAAGAUUGGUUAAGAGCAGGCAAUAGAGACAGGAAUACUACUUCCACUACUGUUGGUGCUACAGACAAUGCGCAAUCAACAGCUGAGGACAACAAUGACGAGCGUGUGGAAGGGGGACAGGCACAGCCCCCAGAGGAAACCAGACGAUCAUCCGAGGAAGCAGAACAGAACAACCAGCAAGUUGACUCCACACAGGCCAACAGUAGAAGGACAGGGAAUGCUGGUACAAGCUCCACGGCUGUAGAAUCUCCAUAUGAAGAAUCUCCAUACGAGGAAUCUCCAUACGAAGAAUCUCCAGCUGAUUCAGACUCCCCGAGUGAUGAUGAUGAUGAAUCGGAGUCGGCCCAUCGAGCAAACCUGAGGCAUCUUCUGUCAUCAGACUCUGAUCCGACAUGGAGCUCCCCCUCAGAGUACCAACCUAGUGAAGGGGAGGAGCCAGCUACUGGUAACAAUGUGCCCGAGGAUGAUACCAUUGCCAGACGGAGGAGGAAUGUAGCCCUUAGAUACGGAGGAGGGUUGAGGAUUCAUACAAGUGACAGUGAAGAGGAUCGUCCCAGUGCUGGAACUGUACAGAACAGCACUGAGUCGACACAGCAAAACAGCCCGAGUCAUUCUGAAACAGCAGGAGAGAGGGUGGUGGAGGAAGAACAGAACACUCACCCAGCUUCUGAUAGAACUGAAGAUCCAGAGGUUGUCAUUGCAGAAGAAAAUGAGGAAUUGGCUUAUGAUGAAGCAGUAUCAGAAACAACAGAAAGACAUUUGGCUCAACAGAGGUCCACUGGAGUCACCCGUCCACCCCUUGUUGUCAGGAAUUUCAGGAACAGGCACAGAGGUCAAAGGUCAAGGACAAAUCAAGGUCAAGGGAACAGUAGAAGCAGAGGAGCGUGUAGACCACAGCGGGGUUCGGCCAGGUCAUUUUGCUCGUCGGCUAGGCAGACGGUCAUGCAGACAAGAAGCCGCGGCCGUGACACAGUGCCACCCGUCAUCACUAUCGGUAGCAGUGACGGCAAUCAGUCGCCCAAUCUGCAAAGAGCUGACACAGAGGGCGAUCACUCACAGGUGGGGGGAGGAGCAGCGUCACAGCAGCAGAGCAGGUCCGUACAACAGACAGAGGGAAAUGAAAACUCUGCAGCAGAAAUCGUGGAAAUCAACCUCUCCGGAGCUGAGGAAGUCACAGCUCCGGGAGACGUAAGGACAAGACGACAGACAAGAGCGUUGAGGAAACGUAGGACUGCACAGAGGAGACGUCCAGCUCAGGGCACAAGGCGGUCAGGCGCAAAUGCCGGGCCGUUGGAAAGUAGUGGAGAAAGCGACUCAGAUUGUGUUCCUGUCGCACCCAAGCGUACUCGCCGUCACAAUGGUGGAAGAAACUAAUACUACAUGUAUAGCUGGCAGAUGGCUGAAAUUGUAAAACAGUAAAGUUAACAUUCAAAGCCCUCAAGAUAUUGAGCUGGUUUUGUUAUCUGUGAAGUAAUGUGGCAUAUUUACACCCAUUCCAAAACAUGUUGUGAACUUGGAGGUAUUCACUUCACCCAUGUUUUGUUCUAGAAAAGGACAUGGAAAAGAUUAUUAUGAGAAGAAUUUUCCCAUAUUUUGUCUAACCAUUGCAGGAAUCUAGUACAUGACAUGUAUGAAUAUAUAUCUAAAAUACAUUAACAAUUUUCACAAAGUUAUUUUACAUUGUAUUAAUUUAUGUUACAUUAAGCACAACUAUGUUUAACAAAAAUAAAGUAUUAAAAAACA